UGUUGGUACAAUCAAAGAGAUAUUUCUUUGGUACAAUCUACUACGUGACUACGUCACUGCAUAUAGUUUGUGCUUGCAUGAACUGACUGUUGGCUUUAAGUACACAUUAGCUGAUCACACUUUAAGCUGCAUUGGACAUUGGAUAUAUGCGUAGAAUGAGCUCGUUUUUGUAAUAAGCCAAAAAUCUUAUAUUCGCUCCAAUGGCUGAGAAGACCAAGGAAGAGAAAGCUCCAAGCUCUUCAGAGAACCUGACGUGUCCACUAUGUCUUGAUAUCUUCGACGAGGCAACCAUCCUGACUUCAUGCGGGCACACCUUCUGUCGGAAAUGUCUCAAGAACUAUGACCUUUCCCACCAGGAUCUCGAUCACAUGCUCUGUCCUCUCUGCAGGAAGAUCACCAAGUUGUCAGCUAAUCGUGUCGAUGAUUUCCUCACCAAUGUGACUGUCAACGGACUUGUAGACAAUUACCACGCGCAGUGUGGAGGGAUGAACGCUGUCCUUGAGAUGCGUCCAAAAUGCACUGCUUGCAAGUUUCAGCAAGAUGCCGUCUCAUUCUGCUGUACAUGUAAUAACUACAUUUGUGAUAGGUGUCUGGAUUGUCAUCAAUUUCUUAAAGUCUAUGAAGAUCACGAGAUUGUAUCCAUACAGGAUAUCAACAACGGGAAGGUCAGUAUUGGUCAUCUAUCCGAGAAGUGCUGCAUCCACAGACAAGAGAACAAAGAUAUGUUUUGCGAGGAUUGUAAGGUCCAUGUCUGUCUCAAGUGUGUGAUCGUCGGUCAUCAAAAUCACAAGAUCAAGAAUCAGGCUGACUUCGAGCAGCAGUUACGGCUUAAGGUGAAUGACCUUGUCCAGCGAUGUGCCGCUAAGAAGACGGAACUGGAGAAGAACAUUCAGAAUGUGGAAGUACAACGCCAUGAAGUAUACGUUGCCGUGCAGAAACUACUGGACGAUGUCAGUCAAGCCUACAGCAUCAAGGCCAAAGAGCUUGAAGAAAAUCAUCGAAAUCUCAUAGAGCAAAUCAAUGCAUUAAAGCGCAGUUUCGACGACAACCUCAAUGUCUUGAAAUUCAACAAUCGACAGAGGAUCAAGAGUAUUUGUAGUUCAAUAACACUGGUAGCUAAUGACAGACUGGGUCGUCUUGAGACAGACAAUCUGUCUGCUCAUACCUUGCUCUGUGAGGAGCUGGAUGCCAUGCUGAAGAAGGCUAGUGAUCACACUUCUGCGGCAGCCAUUACGAAGAAAGCUCAGGAGAAGAGGUUCAAGCCUGCAGAUGAUACUCAUCUUGACCUCGGGAGCAUCUCAGAAUCAGAUCCCAAGUUGCAAGUCAUUCAGUGUGUAGAUCUACUGGGAUUCAUGUGGGGAAUGACCCAGUACUCUGAUGAUAGUGUGGCUAUCGGAUAUUAUCGUUCACAUGGUAUAGAUAUCAUUGAUUCAGCUGGUAAAAAGCACCAGUAUGCAAACAUACCAAGUAACAUGAAGUUUACUGCUCUUGUGUUUCAACAAGACAGGUCGUUAUGCGUAUCGAGGGAUAGUAAAGAAGCACACAUAUAUUCUCCCAAUGGAUCCAGGAAAUCAUCUAUCCACGUGAAUAAUAAUGAAAACGAUCUCCAACUAAACAGAAGUCCAUCAGAUGAAAUCCUCAUCGCUAACUAUGAUAAUCAAGUCUACAUCUAUGACCUGACGGGAUCCACUCUCAAACACACUGUUCCAACAAAACACAACAAGACGAGCCAGGUAUCUGCCACCAGGUCGGGUUUGAUUGUCACGAGUUCAUGUGACACUAAUCCAAGCGUGUUGACGGUCUAUGACAGGGAUGGGAAAGCUGGUAAGUCUCUACAAGCUCCAAGCGGUGUCUACUUGUAUGCCGCCGUGGAUGAGCAGGACAGGGUGUAUAUAGCGAGUGUUGAUUGUGAGAAUGAUCACGUGGUGAUCAGGCUCUAUGACCUUGAUGGUUUGAACCUGAAGGAGAGAGUUGAGUUCAAUACCGUCGAUUAG
This is a messenger RNA of Strongylocentrotus purpuratus (purple sea urchin), 1994 nucleotides long. RefSeq names its product E3 ubiquitin-protein ligase TRIM71. NCBI's taxonomy places the organism in Eukaryota, Metazoa, Echinodermata, Echinoidea, Camarodonta, Strongylocentrotidae. Gene Ontology annotation, biological process: positive regulation of DNA-templated transcription. The record is from RefSeq and is a predicted model, not a curated record. The transcript is spliced from 3 exons. Gene Ontology annotation, molecular function: ubiquitin-protein transferase activity; zinc ion binding; protein binding. Bases 201 to 1994 code for a protein of 597 amino acids. Gene Ontology annotation, cellular component: chromatin; nucleoplasm.